This is a messenger RNA of Sycon ciliatum, 681 nucleotides long. RefSeq names its product C-type lectin domain family 3 member A-like. The record is from RefSeq and is a predicted model, not a curated record. The transcript has 2 exons. NCBI's taxonomy places the organism in Eukaryota, Metazoa, Porifera, Calcarea, Leucosolenida, Sycettidae. The coding region runs from base 1 to 681 and encodes 226 amino acids.
AUGAUGCGUCUUACCAUUGAUCUGGCAUUUGUUCUGUGCCUGGUCUCAAUGACUUUGGCUGACGACAUUACCGCGGAUAAGAGUAAGCGCUAUGCUGAAGAGUACUUGGCCUCUAUGGCCGGAGAAGAGAUUGAUCAGGCACGCCAACUGGCGGAGGAGCGACGUGCAGCAGGAGAUUACACAACUGCAAAGAAGGUCAAUAGCACCUCCAGUGCUGUGGGAAAGCGUGAGCCAAGAACAGCUUCAAUGACUGUCCAGUGUUGCAGAAACCCAAGAACUGGACUUUUGAUCUACCGCUACGAGAAUCGCCCCAUGACCCGUGAACAAGCGCGCCGCAACUGCCGACGGAAUGGUGGAGAUCUGGCCAGUCCGAGGAACAUGCAAGAAUUCAUUGUCCUAGAGAAUCUCAUCCGCCCAUUCACAGGCGUUCCUGGUGUCUGGUUGUUCUACAAUGAUUUCAAAACCGAGGGAAGGUUCGUAGAUGUCUCUGGGCGGCCCGCUGUGAUCAACAACUUUCUGGAGGGCGAGCCAAACAACGUGGGUCCGGGCGGUGAAGACUGUGUGGAGAUGGAUGGUGGUACUGGCACAGAACGGAACAAACGCAAGGGGAAUGUUCUGGACUUGCGUUCACGAGUCCUUUGGAAGUGCAUAUAUGUCCUUUACUGCAAUAGUGCGGUGUGA